Molecule: messenger RNA, 342 nt
Organism: Rotaria socialis
Lineage: Eukaryota; Metazoa; Rotifera; Eurotatoria; Philodinida; Philodinidae
Source: the annotation of a GenBank genome assembly
AUGAAUUUCAUUACCAAACAACUUGAAAAAAAAUUGGGUGUGGAUUUAAAUGGAGAUGGCAUAAUAGGUUCUGGUUAUGGUAGUGGUGGGAGCUUGAUUGGUAAAGUUGAAGAAGCUACACAUAUCGAUCUAAAUAACGACGGGCGUAUUGGCAGAGGACCUGCUCCUUUUCCAAAUUACCCUCCAGCUUAUAAUGCAUAUGGCGGUCCACCAAAUUUCCAAUCAGGCAACCAAGGUAUGAUUAAUGAACUGGAAAAGGCGACAAAUAUCGACCUCAACCAUGAUGGGCGCAUUGGAGGUGGCCCUGCUUUGUUUUCAAACUAUAAUUCUUAUAGCUACUGA